Messenger RNA from Fusarium fujikuroi IMI 58289, 435 nucleotides. RefSeq lists its product as uncharacterized. The record is from RefSeq and is a predicted model, not a curated record. Bases 1 to 435 code for a protein of 144 amino acids. Lineage: Eukaryota; Fungi; Ascomycota; Sordariomycetes; Hypocreales; Nectriaceae. The transcript has a single exon.
AUGGCUCCAGAAGUGGCCUCGACUGUUCUGCUCUCCAACACACGCGCCUUAGGCAGUCACAUGGCUCGCGACAGUCAGGCUUUGACGUACAGAGAAGAAAGAGAGACCAUACAACUCCCCAGCGCCGACAUCUUUGAUCAAAAUGCCCUGCCUGGUGGGAGACUGUAUUUCGUUCCUCGCUUCUUCUCGUCAGGCUUGGUGAUCCUGAGAUACGCGAUUUCUGGCGCUUCAAGAGUACCCAUAUCGCUCGCGAAUGUCGGAGGGACUGGGUCAGAUGCUUGUUCCAACGAGACGCCUGAAAAGCAGGCCAGCUCAGAGCCAGACUGGUAUAUCAUCGGAACGAAUGUAUUAUCGGCCGAGCGGGUGACACGCCAGCAAAUGCAGUCGCUAGCGAAAGCGGGGAAGUUGCUGAGCGAAGCUUUGAGGAACAAUUGA